AUGACUACGUUGCUCUGUGAAUGUGAGAGCGUGGUCAAUGGACGUCCUCUCACAUAUGUGUCAGAUGACCCCAAUGAGUUAAAACCUCUCACACCUUCACACUUUAUCCAAGAUAUCAAAGGAAAUGAAACAGUGGAUUUAGACAUCAUAGAUGCUAAACAUCUUCGAAAACGCAUUCGCUAUUUACAAAGUUUACGAGAUCAGUUGCGACAGCGAUUUAAGGAAGAGUACUUGGCUGAACUCGUGCGAUGUCAAAAAACCUCGAAUCAGAAAAAACUGGCUCCAGGAGAUAUUGUUCUCAUUGGUUCGGAUGACAAAAAGCGUCUGAAUUGGCCAUUGGGACGAGUUAUGGAACUUUUUCCUGGUAAAGAUAACAUCCAACGAAUAGCAAGGGUGCGUAUAGCAAAUCGAGAAAUCAUCCGUCCAGUGCAACGCAUUUACCCUUUAGAGAUGAACGAAUCAGAAGUUUGCAGGGAGGUUCCUGAAUCAUCCGAGAAUGUAACCGUUGAUUCAGGCGAUAAGAGAAUAUUUAUUCCUGAAUUAUCUCAAAAGGCUUCAGAACAAGACACUUUUCAAUGCAGUAAUAAACGAACUCGUUAUGGACGACGCAUUGUUCCCUUGAAUAGACUGGACUUAUAA
Messenger RNA from Parasteatoda tepidariorum (common house spider), 639 nucleotides. The record is from RefSeq and is a predicted model, not a curated record. Lineage: Eukaryota; Metazoa; Arthropoda; Arachnida; Araneae; Theridiidae.